Drosophila ficusphila is the source of this 680-nucleotide messenger RNA. It is a transcript of the gene mRpL49, whose product is annotated as probable 39S ribosomal protein L49, mitochondrial. The record is from RefSeq and is a predicted model, not a curated record. Gene Ontology annotation, molecular function: structural constituent of ribosome; translation initiation factor activity. Gene Ontology annotation, cellular component: mitochondrial large ribosomal subunit; ribosome. Gene Ontology annotation, biological process: translational initiation; translation. The transcript has 2 exons. Bases 90 to 629 code for a protein of 179 amino acids. Lineage: Eukaryota; Metazoa; Arthropoda; Insecta; Diptera; Drosophilidae.
UGACUUUCCAACACUACAGCUGGUCGCAUAAUCAAUUUGGAAAUUGUUGUAUUUUUAAAGGAAAAUCAGUUUAUUUCAUAGCGAAAAACAUGUCAGCGAGUGGAAAAUUGAUGCUGAGCAGUGGCCUUUGCCAAAAGCUAAGUCAGCUCACAAGAAAGUUGCACAUGCAACCGGCACUGUUGUCCAGUUUUCGUUCAUCACGAGAAGUUCAGGAUCUGGACAAAUACCCAGACGUAGAGGUUGUGGCCAAUCCUCCCGAAUGGCGGUUCGUGGAACGUCUGCUGCCGGCGGACACAGUUCCACAGCCCCUGGAGAAGCCAAAGUAUCCAUCCGGCUGGCGGCCGCAAAAGGAAAAUGGCUCAGAAUUAGGUUAUUUUGUGGCAAGGACGAAGAAUCACAUGGUGCCGGUGUAUCUCCACACCAAGUUUCGUGGCCAGCGCAGGAUUACGGUGGUGCGUCGCGUCCAAGGAGACAUCUGGGCGCUGGAAAAGGAUCUACGAGCGGUGGUCGAGCAGUCGCGAAAUGGAAAACUCUGCGCCACAAGGAUCAACGAACUGAGCGGUCAGAUUCACUUCCACGGCGAUCAUGUCGACGUCCUGCGAGAUUAUCUCAAGGAGAAGGGCUUCUAAAGACCACCUAAUAUUCGUUCUUUGCCGCAAUAAACUAUUUUGUUGAUUUAA